UAGUGCAUCUACCAAAAGCUUUCUUUUAAUAAUAUUUCUUACAAGCAAAGAGAUGCGCCUGAUUGACGAUAAAAGCUCACCCCCACUUGUUAUAUGAAGCCUAGAGAUGAAUGAAAAUGGCUCCAGUCUCUUAUCUUUUUUUCACUUUUAGCAGACUUUUGCAUACCUAAAGCGAACGCCACUGCAGGCAGGGGCAUUUCGUUCAAUAAUAGAGCAACUCAGGUUCUUCUUUUCGUUCCAUUCCUUCGUAUCCAUGGCAAACGAUUCAAAGCUUCAUAUUGCUAUGUUUCCAUGGCUAGCCUUUGGUCACAUGAUCCCAUAUUUAGAGCUGGCCAAACUCAUAGCUCAAAAGGGUCAUAAAAUCUCCUUCAUUUCUACUCCUCGAAACAUCAAUCGUCUCCCAAAACUCCCUCCAAAUCUAAUCCCUUUCAUAAAUUUCGUAGAACUUCCAUUGCCUCAUGUCGAUGGUCUUCCAGAAGACGCAGAGGCCACAACUGAUGUCCCAUACAAUGAAGUCCAAUACCUUAAAAAUGCAUAUGAUGGUCUUAAAGAACCUAUAACCAUUUUUCUUGAAACUUCAAAUCCUGACUGGCUUCUUUAUGAUUUUACUGCUUACUGGCUACCUAAUAUCGCUAGUAAUCUCUCCAUUUCGCAUGCUUACUUUAGUAUAUUCUUGGGUGCGGUGCUGGGUGUUACAGCAAAACCACAUUCACUGACUGAUGAUCGGACCAAACCUGAAGAAUUUACCGUCCCGCCUAAGUGGGUUCCAUUCCCUACUAAGGUGGCGUUUCGGCUGUUUGAGAUCAUGAAAAUUUCCGAUUCUGCAACCUGUAAUGCAAAUGGAAUUUCCGACAUUGAUCGUCUGCAAGAUGUGGUUCGAGGCUGUGAAAUGGUGGCUAUCAGGAGCUGCUCCGAGUUUGAACCAGAGUGGUUAAACCUACUAGAGAAGCUCCAUAGAAAACCCUGUAUACCUGUCGGUAUGCUUUCCACUACAGAAUAUGAUUUCGGAGAAGAAUCCGAAUCAUGGAACUCGAUCAAACUGUGGUUAGAUAAACAGGAGAAAAGAUCUGUAGUGUAUGUAGCAUUUGGCAGUGAAGCAAAAACGAGUCAAGAAGAGCUGACUGAAAUAGCUCUUGGAUUAGAGUUAUCAGGGCUGCCAUUCUUUUGGGUGCUGAGAAAGCGUAGAGGGUUAACCGAUACUGAAGUGAUUGAGUUGCCUGAGGGAUUCGAGGAAAGAACCAAAGGGCGCGGCGUGGUGUGCAACAGUUGGGCUCCUCAGCUCAAGAUCUUAGCUCAUGAUUCAGUUGGUGGGUUCUUGACUCAUUCGGGAUGGAGUUCAGUUGUGGAAGCAAGUCAAUACGAGAGGCCUCUUAUACUAUUAACAUUUUUGGCUGAUCAAGGGAUAAAUGCUAGAGUUUUGGAGGAGAAGAAGAUGGGAUAUCCAAUACCAAGAAACGAGCUGGAUGGAUCUUUCACGAGUGACUCAGUAGCAGAGUCGUUGAAAUUGGUUAUGGAGAAAGAAGAGGGUAAAAUUUACAGAGAAAAAGCCAAGGAAAUGAGAAGGUUGUUUGGAGAUGAGGAUAGACAAGAAAUGUAUGUAAACAACUUUCUGGAUUACCUCAAGAGCCACAGAGGUGUGUGAAGUUAAAGGUCAGGAGGAGCAAUGGAAAAUAAACAAUCAUUCUGUCAGAGAAAUAAAAUAAGAUGUUAAAGUAGUGUCAGUGUGUGGUGAAGUUUGUGAAGCAUUCAAAUGCAGUGGGUGUUAUCAAUUGUUAUUAAUCUGUUGAUGGUUUCUUCUA
Molecule: messenger RNA, 1799 nt
Organism: Ricinus communis (castor bean)
Lineage: Eukaryota; Viridiplantae; Streptophyta; Magnoliopsida; Malpighiales; Euphorbiaceae
Product: UDP-glycosyltransferase 91A1-like
Exons: 1
Coding region: 254-1642 (462 amino acids)
Molecular function (GO): UDP-glycosyltransferase activity
Source: RefSeq, a predicted model, not a curated record